AUGUCUCAGUAAAGUGAGACAGACAUGUCAAAUCAAAAAUAAACAAGCUGCUGGGGAUAGAGAAAAAACAAACAAACAUGAGGAUCAAGAGAAAACAAACCAGCUCACAAAAUGACCACAGAAGAAAUAUUACAUUGUAAUUUAUCAAAAUCUUUUGAAAACUCCAGCACUGAAGUUGAAACCCCAUCUGUUAAACAGCUAGAGGACAUAUUGUAUAGUGGCCAGUCGUCCUGUAGACAUGUAGAUGAAGUGUGGCCUAACAUCUACCUUGGGGAUAUGUAUAUGGCUCAUGAUAGAUAUGGCCUGUGGAAGAUGGGAAUCACUCAUAUUCUAAAUGCUGCUCAUGGGAAAAUGUGCUGCAAAGGAAGUCAAGAUUUUUAUGGUACAACUGUAGACUAUCAUGGAGUCCCAGCUAAUGAUCUGCCAGAUUUUGACCUGAGUCAAUAUUUUUAUUCGUCAGCUGAUUAUAUACAUAAGGCAAUCAAUUCUCCAGGGGCCAAGAUUUUUGUGCAUUGUGCUGUAGGAGUGAGCAGAUCUGCCUCCUUGGUGUUGGCCUAUCUAAUGCUUUAUCACCACUUCUCCUUGGUUGAUGCCAUCAAAAAAGUGAAGGAAAACAGGUGGAUUUUUCCAAACAGGGGUUUCCUCAAACAGUUACGGACUUUAGAUAUCAAUUUACAUAAAGAAAGAUAUUAAACUGAAUAGGGAUCUAGGUCCUUGCAUGUCAGUAUCACUGGCUAUCAAAUUGGUAUUUUCUGUGUGUUCUCAGGCAACUCUAGAAUACAGUACAUGAUCCCAGUAGUAAGAACCAUGUGUUUUUCAGACUAAUCUGAACUGAAUCAUAAUGCUGUGCUGUAAUCUGUGGCCAACAGCUGUGUUGACGAUUGGUCUAUAAGCUGUGAGAAACAUUAUAGAACACUGUUCCAUAGUCUGAGAAAAGAGACAAAGUAAACAUAUAAUUGUAAAUACUAAUGUUCAGAUGUGGUUUUCAAUUAUGUUUAUUCACAGAUUCAGCCUUGCUAGCAUAGUUUAAAUUACAAUCUGCAAGACACUGCUGAUCCCCUUUGUCACAGAGUGAAUACAGCUAUUGUUAGUGUGAAGAAUACAUAACUGGAUGCUUUGGUGUAAGUCUCCCACUGUAUGAUUUGCAAAUGAACAAUAUAAUCUAAAACUGUGUGGUAUUCUUUGAUUCUGUCCUUUGUAUAGAAAAAGCAAUUUAUUUCAUCCUCUAUAUAAUAUCAUCUAUAACAGUCAAAGAGAUAUGCCUGUUGCAGUUGCAGAAGAUUUCGCUAAAUUGCAUAGUCUGGUUUAUAUACUCUGUAUCUUGUUAAAUGUUAAAAUAGUUUAACUUAAUGGAAAUUAUCCCUUAGAACUGUUGGUGUUGUUAAAAGCUUAAAGAGCAAUUUACAUAAUGUUAUUUUAAUGUAUAUGAAAAUAUACUAUUGUUUAUUGUUGAUAACUUUUCAUGUAGCCCUGUAACAAUAAUGUUUUACAAAGCAUGCCAAAAAGAGUGUUUUAAUUGUGCAUUCCUGGUAUACUACAAAAUAAUGCAAACAACUGUACAUUCUAUAGAGCCUACUUUACACAUUCAAAAUGGCACUCUGCUUUAGAUUUAAUUCAUCUUCAAAGCAGACAUUAUCAACUGUAAAAGGCUUUCCUCAGUUUCCAGGAUAUUUAUUUGGGUACAGUAAGGAUGAAUCUCUGCAGGAUUAUAUCUUAAAUUAUUUAUAUUUUUUCAAAUCAUUAUAACUGCAUUAAAUAAUAACCAUUCCUGCCAAACAGGCAUUCUUGGUUUGAAAUAGGAUUUUAGACUUAUCAAAGGCUGCAUAUAUAGAAACUCAAAUCACUGAAGUUUAAUCCUGUUACACAGCAACCAGUAAUGAUAAUUUAUAACCAUCUGUGAAAAGACUAUAUGAUCAUGGUUAACAGUUCUGCAACCCUUAAGGGGAUGGGGGUUGUUAACUCUUUAGGGUCCGAGCUAUUUUCGAUUGUUUUUUUUACUGUUGUUAGAUUUGUGGUUAUAACUCUUUAACUAUAAAUGUUAC
This is a messenger RNA of Polyodon spathula (Mississippi paddlefish), 2042 nucleotides long. RefSeq names its product dual specificity protein phosphatase 13-like. The transcript has 3 exons. Gene Ontology annotation, cellular component: cytoplasm. The coding region runs from base 112 to 693 and encodes 193 amino acids. Lineage: Eukaryota; Metazoa; Chordata; Actinopteri; Acipenseriformes; Polyodontidae. The record is from RefSeq and is a predicted model, not a curated record. Gene Ontology annotation, biological process: protein dephosphorylation; negative regulation of MAPK cascade. Gene Ontology annotation, molecular function: protein tyrosine/serine/threonine phosphatase activity; MAP kinase phosphatase activity.